GUUUUGGCGUCUGAGGCGAGUUUCUGUCUCAGUCGGGCGCAGCCGCCGCCGGGGAAAAGAAAGGGAGGAAGGAAGGAACAAGAAAAGGAAAUAAAAGAGAAAGGGGGAGGGGAAAGGCAACUAGCUGUCCGGCAUCCGUCAAGGGAGUGAAGGCAGAAAAGUUCUCAGGCGCCGCAAGUCCGGGUCUCUCGCAGCCCCUCCCGAGGCGCAGCCGCCAGACCAGUGGAGCCGGGGCGCAGGGCGGGGGCGGAGGCGCCGGGGCGGGGGAUGCGGGGCCGCGGCGCAGCCCCCCGGCCCUGAGAGCGAGGAGAGCGCCGCUCCCGCCGCCCAGCCGCCCUCGCCGCUUCUCCCGUCUCGGCCCGACGAGCCGGGGCGCCCGGGCGGAGCCCUCAGCCCGCCUGGUCGGGGUGCGCGUCGAGGGAGGCAGAAACCAUGGAUCCCGGGCAGCAGCCGCCGCCUCAGUCGGCCCCCCAGGGCCAAGGGCAGGCGCCCACGCAGCCCCCCCAGGGGCAGGGCCCGCCGUCCGGGUCCGGGCAGCAGGCACCCCCGGGGUCCCAGGCGGCGCCGCAGGCCCCCCCCGCCGGGCACCAGAUCGUGCACGUCCGGGGGGACUCGGAGACCGACCUGGAGGCGCUUUUCAACGCCGUCAUGAACCCCAAGACAGCCAACGUGCCCCAGACCGUGCCCAUGAGGCUCCGGAAGCUGCCUGACUCCUUCUUCAAGCCGCCGGAGCCCAAAUCCCACUCCCGACAGGCCAGUACUGAUGCAGGCACUGCAGGAGCCCUGACUCCACAGCAUGUUCGAGCUCAUUCUUCUCCAGCUUCCCUGCAGCUGGGAGCCGUAUCACCUGGGACACUGACUCCCACUGGAGUAGUCUCUGGCCCAGCAGCUACACCAGCUGCUCAACACCUUCGACAGUCUUCUUUUGAGAUACCUGAUGACGUACCUCUGCCAGCAGGCUGGGAGAUGGCGAAGACAUCUUCUGGUCAGAGAUACUUUUUAAAUCACAUCGAUCAGACAACAACAUGGCAGGACCCCAGGAAGGCCAUGCUCUCCCAGAUGAACGUUACCGCCCCCACCAGUCCACCAGUGCAGCAGAAUAUGAUGAACUCGGCCUCAGGUCCUCUUCCUGAUGGAUGGGAACAAGCCAUGACUCAGGAUGGAGAAAUAUACUAUAUAAACCAUAAGAACAAGACCACCUCUUGGCUAGACCCAAGGCUUGACCCUCGUUUUGGUAAAGCCAUGAACCAGAGAAUCAGUCAAAGUGCUCCCGUGAAACAGCCACCACCCCUGGCUCCCCAGAGCCCACAGGGAGGAGUCAUGGGUAGUGGCAACUCCAACCAGCAGCAACAGAUGCGGCUGCAGCAACUGCAGAUGGAAAAAGAGAGGCUGCGACUGAAGCAGCAAGAACUGCUUCGGCAGGUGAGGCCACAGGCAAUGCGGAAUAUCAAUCCCAGCACAGCAAAUUCUCCAAAAUGUCAGGAAUUAGCUCUCCGUAGUCAAUUACCAACACUGGAGCAGGAUGGUGGGACUCAAAAUCCAGUAUCUUCUCCUGGGAUGUCUCAGGAAUUGAGAACAAUGACGACCAAUAGCUCAGAUCCUUUUCUUAACAGUGGCACCUACCACUCUCGAGAUGAGAGUACAGACAGUGGACUAAGCAUGAGCAGCUACAGUGUCCCUCGAACCCCAGAUGACUUCUUGAACAGUGUUGAUGAGAUGGAUACAGGUGAUACUAUCAACCAAAGCACCCUACCCUCACAGCAGAACCGUUUCCCAGACUACCUUGAAGCCAUUCCUGGGACAAAUGUGGACCUUGGAACACUGGAGGGAGAUGGAAUGAACAUAGAAGGAGAGGAGUUGAUGCCAAGUCUGCAGGAAGCUUUGAGUUCUGACAUCCUUAAUGACAUGGAGUCUGUUUUGGCUGCCACCAAGCUAGAUAAAGAAAGCUUUCUUACAUGGUUAUAGAGCCCUCAGGUAGACUGAAUUCUGCAUCUGUGAAGGAUCUAAGGAGACAAGACGUGUAUACCUGAAAUGUCCAAAUAAGCCAGUUGCAAUCUUCUGGCUAAUACAGAAAAAGAUGAACAAACGUCCAGCGAGACUCUUUCAUCCACUAGUUUGCUCUUUGUUGUCCAUUGCUGCUGUUAAUAUAUUGCUGACCUCUUUCAUAGUUGCCUCUAAAGAAUCAAAAAAAGCCUUUUUUUGUUUCUUUUGCUAUUAUAACUACUGUUUGUUUCGGGGGCUGGGGGAAGUGAGCCUGUUUGGAUGAUGGAUGCCAUUCCUUUUGCCCAGUUAGAUGUUCACCGAUCGUUUUAACUAAAUACUUAGAAUUGGAAGUGAAAUGCUUCAUGUCACAGCAUUUAGUUUGUUCAAGCAAUUGUUUCUUCAGCUGCCUUUGGCCAGUGGGAAAACAUGACUUACUGGUCUGACAAGCCAAAAAUGUUGUAUCUGAUAUUAAGUACUUAAUGCUGAUUUGAAGAGAGAGCUGAAACCAAGGCUGAAGACUGUUUUACUUUCAGUGUUCUUUUUCCUCCUAGUGCUAUCAUUAGUCACAUAGUGACCUUGAUUUUAUUUUAGGAGCUUAUAAGGCAUGAGACAAUUUCCAUAGAAAUGUAUUAAUUACUGCCACAUACUCUAUAGGUUUUGGUGGGGUUUAUUGUGGGUUUGUUUUGUUUUUGUUUCGUUUUGGUUGGUUGGGUUUUCUUCGGAACCUAGGCGAAUUACAGUAGUAGUGAAUCUGUUUAUAGUUGUAGCUCGGGACGGUUAUUGUAGUUACUUUGGUAAAAUCUACAUUUCUUGAUUUUUUUACCAUCAUAUUUAAAUCUUGAUUAUCUGCUCUAUAUAUACCCAUACAUACACUUAUGAUGUUUAUGAUAGUGUGAUAGCAGAAUGUAUCUUUUUUUAGGUUUCCCUACUUUCCAAUUUAUUUUAAAAUGGUAGCUUUGAAUGUAUGCAUUUAGAAUACAUGAUUAGUAGUUUAUAUUUCACAGGUAGUUUAAAUCUGGUUGGGGCAGUCUGCAGAUGUUUGAGGUAGUUUAGUGUUCUAGAAAGGGCUGUUGUUAUGGAUCGUGCCUAGAGGAGUACUGUAUGCCCUCUGGACACACAAUAAAUAUUAUCUGAUGAAUUUGAAAGAAGCAAACAAGAAAUGGCUUUAUUUUCCCCUUGUUACUCCCUUGGACUAAUUUUAAGUUUUGAUGGGAAAUCACUGAGUAGGUUCAUAAUAUCCAUGACAGAGGUAAGCUUUAUAUAAUGAUGUACCUUCCUUUAGCUUGGGAAGUUUACCUUCGCCUUAGUUUCGGAAGUAAAUUCUAGUACUUUUAGUUCUCAUUUGUAAUGAACACAUUAAAGACUACAUUGAAAUAUUGCCUACAAGAUUGUUCUUACUUAUAAGACUUGCUCCUACUUCUGUAUGCUGAGAAUUGGCCCUGGACAGUAUAUAGGAUACUGUAGGGUCACAAGUUAGCUGGUAAAGUGAUUAGAUUAAUAAAUGUAUAUUGGUAGUUGAAUUUAGCAAAGAAAUAGAGAUAAUCAUGAUUAUACCUUUAUUUUUACAGGAAGAGAUAUAACUAGAGUAUGUGUCUACAGGAGUAAUAAUGGCUUCCAAAGAGUAUUUUUUAAAGGAACAAAAUGAGCAUGAAUCAACUCUUCAGUAUAAGCUAUGAAGUAAUAGUUGGUUGUGAGUUAUAGUGGCACCAGCUAGCACCUCUAUGAUUAAGGGUUUUUCAGUGUGUCUGGAAUAAGCCCUUAUUUUCAAGGGUUUAUAACAGACAUAAAAUCUCUUUUCCUGACUAAAACUGCUAUGAAAAGCUUCGACUUAGGAAGAUAGGUUUUAUUUUUUUUUUUUUAACUAAUUACAAAAUCUAAAUAUUUGACCCUUCAAUUUAGAGGAGUGCAAAAGUUGGAAGUAAGAAGUUUUAUAUUAAGUACUUUCAGUGCUCAAAAAAAUGCAAUCACUGUGUUGUAUAUAAUGAUACAUAGGUCGAUCAUUCGUAAUAAAAUUAACUCUAAGGCUUUUAUUAAGAAAACAACAGAAAGAUUAAAUCUUGAAAUAAGUCUAGGGGGAAAUAGCCACUGUGCAGAUACAUUGAUUUUUUUUUUUAAUAGAGUAAUAAUGAAAUUCUACCUAGAAUGCAUAAUUGAGUAUAUGGAUAUAUAGCAUGUUGGUUUUUUUAUGUGCAGAAGAUCAAAGCUACUUGGAAGGAGUGCCUACAAUUUGCCAGUAAGCCACAAAUUAAGAUCGCAUCUUAUAUAUCAGCAGAGUAGCUUUAGACUGGGGGGGAGGGUGGAAAUGUGGGAGGGGGGUUGUGAAGACUUAGUGGGACCUUGAUAGAGAACUUUAUAAGCUUCUUUUUCUUCAGUAAAGACUUGUCUUGCAUCUUGUUGUCAUUAAAGGCAGUUGUUCCUAAAAUUUCAGUCACUUAAGUACACCCACAAAACAAGAAUAUGGAGUUCUUCAUUUCCCUUUGACUUUAAUUUACCCAGUUAUACCUCACCGUUGUAGCAGCACUGUGGUACCUGACAGACACAGUGCUUGCAUCUUAUCGUGCCCUCUGUACUGACCUGAAGGAGACCUAAGAGUCCUUGCUCUUUCUGAGUUUGAAUCACAGCCUUGAUGUGGUCCUCCUUAUUUUAUGUCCUUGUUCCUAGUGUAAAAGUGUUUAACUGCUUCUUGGUUGCAUUGGAUAGCAUUGGGAUAAGAUUUUAACUGGGUAUUCUUGAAUUGCUUUUACAAUAAACCAAUUUUAUAACCUUUAAAUUUAUAAGCUUUUUACAUUUGUGUUCUUUUCAGUUAGGGCUACUUAGAUCUACUUAUGGUUGAUGGAGCACAUUGAUUUGGAGUUUCAGAUUUUCCAAAGCACUAUUUGUUGUAAUAACUAUUUUCUAAGUAUAGUGCCUUUUUUAAAAAAGAAAGGAACAUAAAGAAGUGACUUUUAUACAAAUAAUAUUGCUGUUUUCAGUAUUCAUAUUAAAUAGAUGCAUUCUAUAUGGAACCUUGGCAGAAACACUGAAAAUUAACAGUAAUUAAUUGUGUAAUUCAUAAUUCAUACCAAUUAGUGUUGAAAUUCAAACAAAAGAGGCAAUAUCCAGUGAUUAAUUUCAUAGCUUUUGCACAUCUGAGAAAUGAGUGCUCACAUCAACUUUAUCUUCCGCAAGCAUGUUUUUAUAAGAAUUGUGGGUGUGCCUAUCUUAACAAUUGUUUUCUGUAUCUUGAAAAAGUAUUCUCCACACUUUAAAUGUUUUAUAUUAGAGAAUUCUUUAAUGCACACUUGUCCAAUAUAUAUAUAUAGUACCAAUGUUACCUUUUUGUUUUUUGUUUUAGAUGUAAGAGCAUGCUCAUAUGUUAGGUACUUACAUAAAUUGUUACAUUAUUUUUUCUUAUGUAAUACCUUUUUGUUUGUUUAUGUGGUUCAAAUAUAUUCUUUCUUUAAACUCUU
Diceros bicornis minor is the source of this 5432-nucleotide messenger RNA. It is a transcript of the gene YAP1, whose product is annotated as Yes1 associated transcriptional regulator. Gene Ontology annotation, cellular component: nucleus; cytoplasm. Gene Ontology annotation, molecular function: transcription corepressor activity; protein binding; transcription coactivator activity. Gene Ontology annotation, biological process: hippo signaling; positive regulation of transcription by RNA polymerase II. The record is from RefSeq and is a predicted model, not a curated record. The transcript has 9 exons. Lineage: Eukaryota; Metazoa; Chordata; Mammalia; Perissodactyla; Rhinocerotidae. Bases 433 to 1965 code for a protein of 510 amino acids.